UCGUGGUUGCGGGCGGCCUCUGCCUGCAAAGCAGAAUUGCUCCCCGCGGGCCGGCAAGGCCGAGCUCUGUCCUUCACGUGGAGCGCAGGACCGCGCGCAUCGAGGAUGUGCCCUGCCCGGACCUUGAACUCAGUCCUGGCUCAACUUCGAGUAUCCAGGACGAGUCUGUCUUUCCUGCCCAGCAGGACACUGGAAUUUCAGGGUGGGGACAGGGAAAUGGAACAAAGAGAAGUUGGAUGAGUGAAGGCAGGCCACCUCCUGCUACUUUGUUGUCAGGACUGGAUCAGAAGCCCUUAUGGUUGACAUCACACCAUGACACCCACACCAGAAGGAAGAAACAAUGUUCUGUGGCCAGAUGUGCCCAGGGGCCCCCUUAGCACCUACCGAGCAAGAGCCUCCUUCAGCUACAGGGAGCUGCUGCUCUUCUGGGAAGGCGAGGACGUGCUCCGCUUCAAGAAAACCAUCUUCUCAGCUUUGGAGAAUGACCCCCUCUUCGCCCGUUCACAUGGGGCCGAUCUGUCUCUGGAGAAGUACCGGGAACUGAACUUCCUCCGCUGCAAGCGGGUCUUUGAGUACGGCUUUUUCACUAUGGAGGACCUGUGGGAGAACCCCCUGAGGGUCCCAGCAUUGAUUAACUGCCUGGGCAUGUACGACUGGUCCCUGGCCAACAAAUGCGUCCUCCAUGUGCUGGUUUUUGGAUCAACAGUCUUCAACUCUGGGUCUGAGCGGCAUCUCGCAUACAUUGAGAAGAUAUAUAGCAUGGAGAUUUUUGGCUGUUUUGCUCUGACUGAACUGAGUCAUGGGAGUAACACCAAGGCUAUACGAACAACAGCUCACUACGAUCCUGCUACUGAGGAGUUUGUCAUACAUUCCCCGGAUUUUGAGGCUGCCAAAUUUUGGGUUGGCAACAUGGGCAAGACGGCAACGCAUGCGGUGGUGUUUGCCCAGCUGCACAUGCCGGGUGGUCAGUGCCACGGGCUGCAUUCCUUCCUGGUGCAGAUUCGGGACCCAAAGACCCUGCUUCCUAUGCCGGGGGUGAUAGUCGGUGACAUGGGGAAGAAACUGGGGCAGAAUGGCCUGGACAAUGGAUUCGCCAUGUUCCAUAAGGUUAGAAUUCCUCGCCAGAACCUCCUGAACCGAACUGGAGACGUCACCCCUGAGGGUGCUUACAUCACCCCCUUUAAGGACGUCCGGCAGCGCUUUGGAGCAUCCUUGGGCAGCCUGUCCUCAGGGCGCAUCUCCAUCAUCGGCAUGUCUGUGGCCAACCUGCAGUUGGCGGUGUCCAUAGCAGUCCGGUUCUCGGCCACACGGUGUCAGUUUGGACCCACAGAUGAGAAAGAGAUCCCCGUCCUUGAAUAUCCGCUGCAGCAAUGGCGCCUACUGCCGUACCUGGCGGCUGCCUAUGCCUUGGACCACUUCUCCAAGUCGCUUUUCCUGGACCUGAUGGGGCUGCAGCAUGGCCUGCUGCAGGGAGACCAUAGUGCCAGGCAGGCAGAGCUUGGACGUGAGAUCCAUGCGCUGGCAUCCGCUGGCAAGCCUCUGGCCUCCUGGACGGCCCAGCAGGGAAUCCAGGAGAGCCGCGAGGCGUGCGGGGGACAUGGCUAUCUGGCUAUGAAUCGGCUGGGUGACCUCAGAAACGACAACGAUCCAAACUGCACCUACGAAGGCGACAACAAUGUGCUGCUGCAACAGACCAGCAACUACCUGCUCAGCUUCCUGGAGCGCCAGCCCCAAGAUGGCGUUCGCUUCACAAGCCCUCUGAAGACGGUGGACUUUCUGGAGGCCUAUCCUGAAAUCUUGAGCCAGAAGUUCAUGGGAUCUAGUGCUGCUGACUGGUUGGACUCAGCAGCCCCCCUGGUGGCGUACCGCUGGCUGGUUUGCUACUUGCUACAAGAGAGUCAUCAGAGAUUCUGUCAAGAGAAAAGAUCCAGAGGCAGCGACUUUGAAGCAAGGAACAACAGUCAGGUGUACUGCUGCCGGUCCCUGUCCUUGGCCUUCAUGGAGCUCACCGUGGUGCAGAGGUUCCACAAGCACACACAUGGCUGCAGUGUGCCUCCGUCUCUGCAGGCUGUGCUCGGGCGGCUCAGCGCGCUCUACGCCCUAUGGUCCCUCAGCCGGCACUCAGCCCUGCUCUACCGGGGUGGCUACAUUUCUGGUGCCCAAGCAGGAAGAGCGAUGGAGGACGCCAUCCUGGCCCUGUGUGUACAGCUGAAAGACGAUGCAGUGGCCCUGGUGGACGUGAUCGCCCCUCCCGACUUUAUCCUGGGCUCCCCAAUUGGCAGAGCUGAUGGCGAGCUCUAUAAAAACCUAUGGAAUGCUAUCCUGCAGCAGAGGGGUGUGCUGGAGCGUGCAGCUUGGUGGCCUGAAUUCACCACCAGCAAGCCUGAGGCAAACAGGCUGAAGUCUCAGCUGUAGAUGCAGUGGGAACAGAUGGCCACAGCCUGAACCACUGACCCAGAGACCCGGAUCCAGAGCUCUAGCUCCAGGAGACGGAAGCACUGCACUGCAGAGCACGCACACCACGCCUUGUCCCUGGUCGUCUGGUCACACCCAUGUUGAGAUGGGCAAGGAUUCCAUCUCGGGGUCAGUCUGGGUCAUUGUGACCUGCUGUGUGGAAAGGGAAUUUGCAGACUGUCUUUCUGAGUCUCGGACUUUUAAGAAUUAGGAUUUUACCCAUUCUCUCUUUGGGCAUAGAUGGGAUAGUAAAGCCAGGGCUCAUGAUGAAAGUUUCUGCUCAAGUGAGAGCUUCAUGGGAGAUUUUUACAAAGCUCUGCUUCCCUAAGGAGUUACGCCAAUCUGGUUCUUCAAUUCACUGUGACCCGGUCACACCAAGGAUUGUAUUAUUUGACUUACUACUUACCAUUUUGCACCACAGACCGUCAGAAUGACAUUGUUUGAAGAUUUUUAUGGGAAAAUAUUUUAUUUUCUUUGGUGGCACUGGAAGUUUCCACUGAGGAAAUUCUUCCACAGAGGAGGUGUGGCUUGUGGGGAUGGUGAUGGGGACAUCUGGCUGCUCGCCACCAGCCUCCCCACUGUGUCAGUGCCUGGUUGGCAGUGAGUUUGGUACUUAUAUUCCUAAAGCAGGCAAAAUGCCCAGUGCCACCUGUGCCUACUGAUCAUCCCCUCAGCGGACUCCCAUAUGACAUGACCAUGCCACGCUAGCUACAACCACCCCUUGUGCUCCUGAAGGGUGAGGGGCCCAUGGUGCCAAGCCUUCUUGCUGUCAGAACAGGAGGAAGGAUGUCUGAUGGGCUGGUUCUGAGCUGCGGUGCCUGCAGAGCCUGAGGAUGUCACUCCUCAGCAUGUCUCAGGGAGCCCUGUCCAGGGGUAUGGGUGGACUGGGGCCUGCCAGCUGGGGUUCCUCAGAUUUCCACCAAAUGUCCCUGUGGAAAUGGUGUGCUGUGAGUCUAUGGAUGAGCUUCCUCACCCGGGUCUGUGGCUUUUCCCAACAGUGAGGGACGAGGCCUUGGGGCCUCCUGCCAGCUCUCACUGUAUGUGCCUUCCUGUCCUACCACACAUACAGCUUGCUUCAGCCCAUCUAGUCAAGUGACGACCCUUUUGUGUUUUACUUUUUUUUUUUUUUUUGUUUUUUUGAGACAGGGUCUCCCUGUAGCCCCAGCUGUCCUGGAACUCACUUUGUAGACCAGGCUGGCCUUGAACUCACAGAGAUCCAGCUGCCUCUGCCUCCCAAGUGCUGGGAUUAAAGGCGUGCACCACACGCCCUGCUUGUGUUUUACAUUUUUUAUCAGGCGGGACCUUGGUUUACCACUCAGUCUGUGGUUGGAAACUGACCAGAAGUUCCUAGAAGUCCUAGGUCAGGAGCGUGCAAGCUCUGGAUAGACAAGCCCGUGUGCCCAUCGGGUCAGGUAGUCUGGGCUCUGACUGGAGAGCUCUGACUGGUGGCAGCAGUGCUGCUGUGUGUGCCAUGUACAUCGUCCUACCCCGGUCUAGAAUGUCCUCCUCCCUAGGACAGGCUAGCUCCGGGACAAGCAGAAUUUGAUAGAUGCCCGUGGUAUCUUGCAGGCAUCACAGGUACUGUCAGUGACCUGCAGAGGAUGCCUGGCUAUGUGCCAUGCAUCCUCAGUCCCUGAGCUCACACACGCACCGCACUCUUCAGUCAGGGUGAGGCUGACUGGUGGCCAGUGGAGCAGGCCUAGGUGCAGAGUCCUCAUCAAGACAACUUUUUAAGUAAAGUAAAAAUGAAACAUUUGUAAACAGCAAAAACCUGAAAAGUUGCAAUAAAGUGUUUAAGUCUUAUCUCUGCU
Molecule: messenger RNA, 4265 nt
Organism: Nannospalax galili (Upper Galilee mountains blind mole rat)
Lineage: Eukaryota; Metazoa; Chordata; Mammalia; Rodentia; Spalacidae
Gene: Acox3
Product: acyl-CoA oxidase 3, pristanoyl
Exons: 18
Coding region: 313-2415 (700 amino acids)
Biological process (GO): fatty acid beta-oxidation using acyl-CoA oxidase; lipid homeostasis
Cellular component (GO): peroxisome
Molecular function (GO): fatty acid binding; pristanoyl-CoA oxidase activity; FAD binding
Source: RefSeq, a predicted model, not a curated record